Trematomus bernacchii (emerald rockcod) is the source of this 1802-nucleotide messenger RNA. RefSeq names its product suppressor of IKBKE 1 (gene sike1). The coding region runs from base 287 to 964 and encodes 225 amino acids. The record is from RefSeq and is a predicted model, not a curated record. NCBI's taxonomy places the organism in Eukaryota, Metazoa, Chordata, Actinopteri, Perciformes, Nototheniidae. The transcript has 5 exons.
AGACGAGGCGGACGUGACGUUUUGUCCAGUCUCACACGGAAACGGCGCACUUGACAACAACACAGAAAGACCACUUUUUAUUUGUUAUACUGUACUUAAUCUGUAUUCCGACAAAUAUUAACGAAGGCCCGCAAUAGCUUGUACACGUCGCUAUAAAGGCAUUGCAGCUGCCGCGGCUAGUUAAGGCUAGAUAGCAACCAAAGCUAACACUGCGAAGUAUUUCAAUCCCUCUUGCAGUGUCGAGUAGCUUGUUAACGUUGCACACAGGAGCUGUCAGUUUCCAGAAAUGGCCUGCACUUUGGAGAAAGUGUUGGGGGAUGCCCGGACACUUCUCGAGAGGCUGAAAGAGCACGACACGGCCGCUGAGGGGCUGAUAGAGCAGUCUGGGGCCUUAAACCAGAGAGUGCAGGGCAUGAAAGAGGUGGGAAAUGCCAUUCCAGACAAGCAUACAGAAGACGCUUCAGAGAUUCAGGAGCUGACAAAAUACAAGCCUCAUGUCCUUCUGUCUCAGGAAAACACUCAAAUCAAGGACCUGCAGCAGGAGAAUAAAGAACUAUGGUUAUCUCUUGAAGAACACCAGUACGCACUAGAGUUGAUCAUGGGUCGUUACCGCAAGCAGAUGCUCCAGCUGAUGAUGGCCAGGAAGGAGCUGGACACCAAACCUGUGCUCAACCUCCACGAGAACCACGCUAAGGAAGUGCAGAACCAGGUGGAGCGGAUAUGCGAGAUGGGUCAGGUGAUGAGAAAAGCGGUGCAGGUGGACGAUCAGCACUACUGCUCUGUUCGAGAGAGGCUCGCUCAACUAGAGAUUGAGAACAAAGAGCUUCGAGAUCUCAUGACCUUCAGCAAGAGCUUUGUGAAGGCAGCGAAAGAAGAAAACAGCCAGCCACCACCACCACCAGCAGCAGCAGCAGCAGCGGUAGCAGAAGAAGAAAAGUCCUCUCAACCAGAGUCCGACGAGUGAUCAGAGCAGCUUCAGUGUGAACUGUGGGUGGGGCAAGUGCUUCAGGACAAGGAGACAGGGUGGAUGAUCUAUUGACUGUGUUCACUACAUUAUUUUUUUACAUAGGAUGGAAUGCAGCAUAUUUUUUGUAGCGGAGUCCACUUAAACACAACAUCCUGGCUAUCAGGUGCACUUACAUGGAGGUACCUGGACAAUAGCUAUUGGUGUCAUAUGUACAGUAUGUGUAUUAUCACUUACAAGUAUUCAAUUGUGGCUAGCCUAAGAUUCACGUUUAGGGGAGUAAAGUCAGUAAAAGGGGAUUUAUUUUGUUUUUGGCCAAAGAUAUAUUUACUCCUCAAGGACACCGUUUCUACCUCUUUGGUGCCCCUUUGCUGUUCUCACACAAUCACGAUGUGUAAAUACUCAUAACCAGCCCUCAUAUGAGUCCACUUGAAGUCCAUAAAGAAGCCAACUUGUAGUGUUCACUAUUUUAAAAGGCUGUGCUUCAAAAUCACUCUGCCAACCAGAUGAGUUUUGGCUUUUUCACACGGUUUGCAAAAAGUGAAUCAUUUGUAUGUGAUUGUUUAUCAUUUAAUGAAUUGAAUACGUCUGUUUGUAGAAUUCAUAUAUAAGGUGGCCCAGCUGAUGGCUCAUCAUUAUUUAUGGUAACAAUCUUAAAACUUGUCAAGUUUUUGUGUAAUGGAUAUCAAAUAUUUGCGCACUUUUUGUGUCAAUUGUGUAUUGUCAUCUCAGGAAAUCAGUGUUAAUAACAUGAACAUGCUGUAAUGACUUCAUGACGGUGUACUGAUCUGUGUCAAAUGAUAUUUCAUUCAGAAAAUAAAAUAUAUUGUUUUUGUGA